Molecule: messenger RNA, 2001 nt
Organism: Westerdykella ornata
Lineage: Eukaryota; Fungi; Ascomycota; Dothideomycetes; Pleosporales; Sporormiaceae
Product: alkaline phosphatase-like protein
Exons: 5
Coding region: 1-2001 (666 amino acids)
Biological process (GO): dephosphorylation
Molecular function (GO): alkaline phosphatase activity
Source: RefSeq, a predicted model, not a curated record
AUGAAGUCGUUUCAGUCGAUCGGACUCGCCGGCGCUCUGCUGGUAACGGCGGCCUCUGCGCAGACCUUCCGGAGGUUGGGUGCUUGUCCUACCCUUGGAUGCGUUUUCCCGCCCGACCAGGCCGACUUUCUCGCCGGCCAAUACUUCGACAUCCGUCUUGAGGUCCACGCACCCAGGAACGGUUCGGAAGCCAUUGGAUUGCCACCUGACGAGAAGUUCACCUUUACUAUCGCCAAAGGCAAAGGGAAGCCCCAGGAUGUCACCAAGUUCUUUGGCAUUGAGGACCCUAAGCUGGAGAAAUGGGACUUUUCCUGGUAUGAGGACCUGUUUGCGAGGGACGCGAAGAAAAAGACCGUAGUCGAUGUGACAUCCAAGGCUUAUCGCAGAGUCGCUUUGUACGAGCCUGGAGAGUACACUGCUACCCUCAGCUACAACAAUGGCAGCACCACCAAGGCCACAUGGCUAGUGCGCGACCUGAAGGAGGUGCGCAAGACGAAGAAUAUUAUCCUGUUCAUCGGUGACGGCAUGACCACCAACAUGAUAUCGGCUGCCCGCCUCAUUGCCCACAAGAGCAUCAACGGCAAGUACCAGUCCUUGAUGGCCAUGGACAAGUUCCCCGUUCUUGGCCAUCAGAUGACACACUCCAUUGAUACGUUCAUCACCGACUCUGCCAACUCGGCUUCUGCACUCUACACUGGCCACAAGAGCACAGUCAACUGUAUGGGUGUCUACGCCGAUUCCAGCAAGAACCCCUUCGAUGAUCCCAAGGUCGAGACCAUCGCUGAGAUCUUCUAUCGUCUCACUGGCGGCCAAGUCGGCAUCGUCUCUACUGCUUUCAUCGCCGAUGCCACUCCCGGAGCUCUCACUGCCCACACGCGCGACCGCGGCCAGUACGGCCAUGUCGUUGACACGUUCCUCAACGGCGUUACGAACUACACCUGGACAAAAUGGGACGGGCCCGCGGUCCUCUUCGGUGGUGGCGCCGAGCAGUUCUACUCUCCCAAGCUAGGGGGCAAGACGUACCAGGACAAGGACUACUACGAGGAAUUCGCCAAAAAGGGCUACCAGGUCCUCUGGAACAAAACCGCGCUAGCAUCUGCGCCCAAUGACAAGAAAACCCUCGGCAUCUUCACCGUCUCCAACAUGGCCAAAUGGAUCGACAGGAACGUGUACAAGACGAACCUCAACCAGUCUCUCUCCCCCGCCGGCGACAAGACGCCCGCUCUGGACCAGCCCGGCCUCAAGGAAAUGACCCUCAAAGCCAUCGAUAUCCUGCAGGCGCGCUCCUCUGGCAAGGGCUUCUUCCUCAUGUCCGAAGCCGCCAGCAUCGACAAGAUGAUGCACGCGCUCGACUACGACCGCGCGCUCGGCGAGCUGCUCGAGCUCGACGACACCAUCAAGGCCACCAUCGCCAAGCUCAAGAAGAUGGACGCCCUCAAGGACACCCUCAUCCUCGUCACCGCCGACCACGGCCACGGCUUCGACGUCAUGGGCUCCGUCGACACGCACUACCUCGCCGCGCAGAACACGGACCGCAAGAAGCGCGACGCCAUCGGCACCUACGAGCAGUCCGGCCAGAGCCAGUACGUCGUGGGCAACCUCACCUACACCGACUCCAACUUCCCCUCCAACUGGGACCCGCGUUACACGCUCUUCCAAGGCCUCAUGGCCGACCCGGACCGCCGCGAGGACUGGCGCAUCCACAAGGACGGUCCUCGCACGCCCGUCGUCGAGACCGAAAAGGGCAGCAAGGACUACGUCGUCAAUCCCAAGGAUGGCCAGGACGGAAUCGUCAUCAAUGGCACGCUGCCUGUGGAUAACGAGUCCGGGGUCCACAGUCUGACGGAUGUGCCCGUCUUCGCUAUGGGCCCUUGCCAGGAGAGGUUCGGGGGCGUGUAUAAUAGUAUUGAUAUUUUCUUUGGGAUGGCCGAGUGUUUGGGUUUGUCGAGGGGGAAGAAGGAGCGGGAGGAUGCGCAUGGGCAUCGGGGGGAUCAUUAUUGA